GCAGCUGCCGCUCCGCCGCCUCCGCCGCCAUCUUCCCGCCCCCCGCGCUUCCGCUUCCCUGUCAGGAGGCAGCGCCAUGGCGGGGCCCCGGGCCAGGGCUGCAGCCCUCUUGCUUUCCUCUGUGGUCCGGCACCAGAGCUCCCAGAGCAUCUCCCCGCAGCACGGACUUGUUGCCAAAACAUCUCUGACCUCACCUCCUUGGCCUGAAGUGAAACUCCCAGAUCCAGCAGAAGAAGCCAAGUAUCAUGCAGAAGUGGUACAGAAGGUGAAGGAGCUGAUCGCAGCGGGGCGGUACGGGAGGCUCUUUGCUGUGGUCCACUUUGCCAGCAAGCAGUGGAAAAUCACCAGUGAGGAUCUGAUCAUGAUGGACAACGUCCUGGAGGCGGAGUGUGGAGACCGCAUCCGGAUGGAAAAGGUUCUGCUGGUUGGUGCUGACGACUUCACACUUAUUGGGAGGCCGCUCCUGGGGAAGGAUCUGGUCCGUGUGGAGGCAACGGUGAUCGAGAAGACGGAGUCGUGGCCAAAGCUGAACGUGCGCUUCUGGAAGAGGCACAACUAUGAGAGGAGGAAAAUCAUCACAAACCCACAGACUGUCCUUCGGAUAAACACCAUAGAAAUUUUCCCCUGUUUGUCCUGAUUGCCUGAUGGGAUGCUGCCUGGCUUAGGUUUAUCACUGCUUCAGGCAAGUGUGGAAAUAAACCUGGUGUAUUGUGUGAAAGUUCUGGGCAUGUUGCUCUUGUCAGAAAUGGAAAA
This is a messenger RNA of Calypte anna (Anna's hummingbird), 753 nucleotides long. It is a transcript of the gene MRPL21, whose product is annotated as mitochondrial ribosomal protein L21. Bases 77 to 637 code for a protein of 186 amino acids. The record is from RefSeq and is a predicted model, not a curated record. Gene Ontology annotation, cellular component: mitochondrial large ribosomal subunit; ribosome. NCBI's taxonomy places the organism in Eukaryota, Metazoa, Chordata, Aves, Apodiformes, Trochilidae. The transcript has 7 exons. Gene Ontology annotation, molecular function: structural constituent of ribosome.